Brienomyrus brachyistius is the source of this 1995-nucleotide messenger RNA. It is a transcript of the gene necap1, whose product is annotated as NECAP endocytosis associated 1. The record is from RefSeq and is a predicted model, not a curated record. Gene Ontology annotation, cellular component: membrane; clathrin vesicle coat. NCBI's taxonomy places the organism in Eukaryota, Metazoa, Chordata, Actinopteri, Osteoglossiformes, Mormyridae. The coding region runs from base 51 to 827 and encodes 258 amino acids. The transcript has 8 exons. Gene Ontology annotation, biological process: endocytosis.
CGUUAACGUUCUCGGAUUCUGCCACAAACACCGAUUGAAUUAAAAUCAAGAUGGCAACCGAGGGUGAGUACGAGUCGGUACUGUGUGUGAAACCCGACGUCAAUGUGUACCGCAUUCCGCCGAGAGCAUCGAAUCGCGGAUACAGGGCAGCGGACUGGAAGCUGGACACACCUGAUUGGACUGGGCGCAUGCGAGUGACUGCGAGAGGGAAAGUGGCCUACAUCAAACUAGAGGACAAAAUUUCAGGAGAGCUGUUUGCCCAGGCACCAGUAGAGGAAUAUCCAGGCAUCUCAGUGGAAGCAGUGAGCGAUUCAAGUCGCUAUUUUGUGAUUCGUAUACAGGAUGAUAAUGGCCGAAGUGCGUUUAUUGGAGUUGGCUUUGGGGACAGAGGGGACUCUUUCGAUUUCAACGUAGCUCUGCAGGACCACUUCAAGUGGGUCAAGCAAGACAAUGAAAUUGCAAAACAAUCGCAGGCCCCUGAUACUGCACCAAAGCUGGACUUGGGUUUUAAAGAGGGCCAGACCAUUACUCUUAAUAUUGGGCAAACUAGGAAAAAGGAGAAACCUCGUUCCCAGGGACAAGGUGGCUUUGGGCUCCUCCCCCCUCCUCCUGGAGGAAAGAUAGCCCCACCCCCUUCAUCCAAUCACAAUAUGGAAUCAUUCACAGGAGGCGCAAGCACCGCCUGCCUGUUGGAGCUGGACAGUAGUAACUCCAAUUCUGUGGUGCAGUCCAAUCCCAGUGCUGACCUUUGGGGUGAUUUCUCCACUCCGGCAAGCUCACAGCCAGCAGCACAACAGUCUUCCUCCACAAGCUGGGUUCAGUUCUGAGUCUUUGCCACUUUUGCGUGUCUCGCAGAGCUGUGGGAAGUCUGUCUCCAGCCAACAUCCGUCUCAUGUCUGUCCUUAACUUAAGGAAAACCUGCGUCUGAUACCUGUCUUACUUUCAGUCAUAUUUAUUACUGGGAGAAAAAUCUCAAAUAUACUGAAACAUAAUGGAAAUAGUUAAGUCACCCUAUUCCAGUUCCCGGGCUUAAAGGUAUAUAAGAAAUAUAAUUAAUAAAGCAUAUAACUGUGACACUAUAUUUAUAAAGAGGAACAUAAACAGACAAGCUCAGGAGCAGCUGAGUUAAAUAUAUAGAUGAUAUUAUACGUGUAGAUGUGUUUUUAGGACUGAUAAUUGUUGUUUAUGUCAUCAAAGCAACAUGAGUUCCCUAUGAGUUCUGGCUUCCAUACACCUUUAUGACUUAUUGGUGCGAAAUUGUUGAGUCAAGUAUUUGAGUCUGAAAUCGUGUGGAUGAACACCAACCUAAACACGCAUCGAAGGGACCAUGUCUAGUAGUGUAGAUGAUGCGUUUGCGAUGGAUUCAGGGGGAUGCUAAGUAUUAUUAUACUGGUGGGGGUGGCUAUUCCAAUGAAUACGGCUGAGGUUCUGAUUGCUGCCGAAAGCAGUUUUGAGUACGAAUAUGCCUCUCAUGGUCUCCUGUAGACCCAAGCUGUACAACUUGCGUGGUUAGUCAUUAAGUAGGAUCCUAAGGAAACUAGCUUCUUUAAGGAGUAUUAAAAUUAGGUUAAUCAGCGUAUUUAAACUGUAAAAUGUCUGUGUUUAUCCAAUGUCCCAACAAAGUGUCGUUCAACUAAUACAGGUGCAUAUUUCAUAUAUUUUUUUUUGUCCUUAUUGGUAUUGCUACAGGAAGGGCUUAUUUCCUGUGAUGAUAUUUAUUUGUUAGUGUGUAGUAUUUAUUGACCUGUAAAUCCUGUAAAUGCUAUGAAACAUGCAUUAUCUUGUGUAUUCGCACAUCUGGUGAAGGAGAACAGUAUGAUGGCCUGAGACUCUGCUGCAGAUUUUGCUGUGAUUUGAUGUAUUGGGUCCAGCUGAUGUUGACUUGUAUGCACAUUAUACCAUUUGUCUCUGUCUCGUUUAAAUUACAUGACGUGUAUAUAUAUGCUGUACCGAAUAAGAACGGCCGUACCGGUCAUUAAAAAUGAAUUUGGGAGA